Messenger RNA from Moneuplotes crassus, 813 nucleotides. The record is from the annotation of a GenBank genome assembly. NCBI's taxonomy places the organism in Eukaryota, Ciliophora, Spirotrichea, Euplotida, Euplotidae.
UUAAAAUGGGGCUUGAAAAUUUGGCUGAGUUUUUGGAGAAAUAAAACUUUUAACCAAGCAUUUGAAAGGAAAGAUAGAGGGUUUUAAAUAGGUUAUAAGACCAGUAGGGUUAAAAUUGAACACCCAGGAUUUUGGAUAGGUAUUAAAGCUGAUGUUUAAGUUGAAUUUUGGUUUGGAGAAAUUUUAUGGAAAAAGAAGUGUCUUUGAUAAUAGAAUGUUAUAUUAGGGAGAAAGUGUGGGCUGAUUUUGAGAACUAUAGGAGGUGCUAAUUUCUAAUCAAAUUUUAUUAUACUCCUUAUUUUUAAUAGUAUUAAUAAACCUCUACCAUAAUUAAUUGAAGAAUAUGAGCGUAUAAAAUACUGCAGCAACUCUGAGCACUCCAAUAAACUAUUAAUUUUCUAAAACUCAUUGUUCUUAUUUCUCAUUUCAUCUCUAAAGAAUUUUUCAUUAAGUCUUUUACUUUUACCAACCAUCCAAAUUAAGCCAGAAAAGUAAGGAAGUUUCUUUUCAAAAGAGUGACUAGGAUAGACCAUUCAUAAACAUAAUUGCUUCAACUUGCCGUUCCGAGAAGGUUACUUGUGACUAAACAAUGAAGGAAAUCGGAUCCUUAUCUCCAAUUUUUAUUUUAUGCACAUUCAAAAGGAAACUUAAUGGCUUUGGGCUAAUAAAAUUAUGAUGCUCCCACUCUUGAAGGUGAGAUACAGAACUCCCCCAGGUCUCUCAGUGUAUGAAGCUUAAUGUAGUUGCCUGUCUCAAAGAUCAGGAAGAGAUAUUUCCAAACUCUUUCUCUAACAUGAAGGAAUAGAAUUGGAC